Mytilus trossulus (common blue mussel) is the source of this 2124-nucleotide messenger RNA. RefSeq lists its product as uncharacterized. Gene Ontology annotation, molecular function: nucleic acid binding; 3'-5'-DNA exonuclease activity. The transcript has 7 exons. Gene Ontology annotation, cellular component: cytoplasm. The record is from RefSeq and is a predicted model, not a curated record. Bases 1 to 2124 code for a protein of 707 amino acids. Gene Ontology annotation, biological process: DNA catabolic process. Lineage: Eukaryota; Metazoa; Mollusca; Bivalvia; Mytilida; Mytilidae.
AUGGCAGACGACAAGUAUUCCAAACGUAUUCGUGGAAAGAUGGCUAGUACAGGAAGAAGUAAAAAGGCGGACCGUAUGAGAAAAAUGAAUAGAAAGGAAACAGUACGAGGUGAAGACCAUGAUUACGGCGCUGUUUUUGUAGAAGGACUUAGUGUAAAUGCAACUGAUUUGGAAGUUGGGGAAAAUGUUGAACUGGGAUCCUCCAAACCUUGGUUCCAAGGAAGACGGGUUGUUGAACUAGAUGUGCUGGCCAGGUCCAUGAACUGUGAGAAAUGCAGUUCGUGGCUCCGAUUAUCUGACAUAAAAGAUGAGGUGAUUUAUGGGAUGGCUAGUUUUUUAUAUAUUUCGUGUCCAAGCAGUGCUUGUCAACACAUCAGUCUGGUACCAACGGAGAAGAAGAGCAACGGCAAAGGCUUUGAUAUCAACUACAAAGUUUGUUUAGGAUCAAGCAAAGGUAUGGAGCCAGACAUGGCAUGUUCAAUGAUCCAAAGGCUUGCUGAGGAUGGAUAUACGGUUGGGACUUUACAUGCGGAUAUUGAUGCUACAACCCAAUCAAGACUGCCUCGUUCAAUUAUUAAAAAAGAUGACAAAACAGAUGUGAAGAAAAAUCUGUCCAAACGUCUAUAUGGUCUGUCAAAAAACUACAAACAGUUAAAAUCAGCAAAAGUAAUUCCCUACAUAGUGAGGUGUUUUAUGUAUACUAUUUCUAAACACCAAAAUAGUAAACAAUCAAUGAAGACAGAACUCGCCACUAUAGUGCCACAUAUUUUUGGACACCAUGAACAGUGCAGUCCAACUUGGUGUACAUAUGUUAAAGAUCCAACUAAAUUUAGAUUCAAACAUUUACCCAAUGGGAAGGCCCUUUCUGGAGACAAGCUGAGGGAAGAGCUGGACAAGUUGGCACAACGUUAUAUUGAAAGAGCAGAUAGGCUGUUAAAUCUAGGGUCAACACAGUCAAACGAAAGUUUCAACAACAGUGUUGCUAGUUUUGCCCCAAAAAACAGGUUUUAUGGAGGAACUAAAUCAUUAAAAGCUAUGGUGUCUUCAGCUGUGAUGCAAAAGAAUGAAGGCUAUGGUUGGUUAAGCAAGGUGAAUAAGAAGUCUCUACUCUCUCCUGGACAUUUGACCAUACUUCAUGGAAUUCGAAAGGAUCGAAGGCGUAAACUGAUUAGGAAAACACAGUCAACUACUAAUUUCAAAAGAAAAAGACUCACAAUAAAGUCCAAGAAAUUGAAAGAUAAUCAGCGAGAAUCAGUAAAAGAGGGAGACACCUAUGGAGGAGAAAUAGAAGUGCAAGAACAUAUUGACACAGAAACUAUUCCAUCGAAGAUGAAGUUUGGAGGAGAAGAAUCAGUAGUAGUUUUUGAUUUAGAAUCAACAGGAUUCAAGUCUGAUAUUACGCAGCUGGCUGCAUUUGAUGGAACCACUGUUUUUAAUGAAUAUGUAUCACCUAGGGAGGUUAUUUCACCCAAAAUAUCAGAAAUAACAGGAUUGACUUUUGAUUUUUCUUGUGAUCAGAUGUACCAUCAUGGUAAACCAGUUAAAAGCAGAGACAUUCAGAUUGUACUCCUGGAAUUUAUUGAGUUUAUAAGCAAAAAGAAGAAACCAAUUCUUUUCGGUCACAAUAUUACUUCGUUUGACAUUCCCAUAUUGAUGAACAAACUACGUCAGCACAGUCUUCUUUCAGAAUUCGUGUUACAUAUUUAUGGGUGCAUUGAUACAAUAAAAUUGACAAGAAGGAAAUUCAAAACUAAAGACAUUGGAAAUCAUAAACAACAAACAUUGGUCACAAAAUUACUUGGCGUAGAAUAUGAUGAUCACAAUGCAUGUGCUGAUGUCACAAGUCUAUUUCAACUUCUUGCGCACUUUGAAUAUUCAGAAAAGGACGUUUUUCGAUUCAAUUCAGCUUUGCUAACAGAUUCUUACAUUCCCUUGAUAUGGGCCUCGCACAUCACCAAGCUAACAGCUAGAAGAUUAGCACACAGUGGACUUUGUCUGAAACAUCUACAGUUAGCAUUUAACAAAGACAGUGAAAAUGGCCUCAAAUCUAUUUUGUUAGAGCAUGGCUUUAAUGCCAAAACAGUCACAUGUUUUACUAAAUAUUUUACAUGUACUGAGGAAUAA